AUGAAGGUUUUCCUAUGUUUAUUGGCGAUCUGCGCCAUGACUAAUGCGGGAUUUAUGUUCGGUGGAGGGCGUCGUCGCGGUGGCGGGCGUCACGGUGGUGGCCGGCACGGCGGCGUCCGCCACGGUGGUGUCAGGCACGGGGGCGGUCGUCACGUUGGCGGUGGUCACUUUGGCGGCGGUCACUUUGGCGGCGGUCACUUUGGAGGCGGCUUUCACGGUGGUUAUGGAGCUGGUGGUGGUGGUCAUGGCGGCGGUGGUCCUAGUGGAGGUCACGGAGGUGGUCAUGGAGGUGGUCACAGAGUGGGUCAUGGUGGUGGUCACGGAGGUGGACACGAAGGUGGACACGCAGGUGGACACGGAGGUGGUCACGGAGGUGGACACGAAGGUGGACAUGGAGGUGGACAUGGAGGUGGACACGGAGGUGGACAUGGAGGUGGACACGGAGGUGGACACGAAGGUGGACACGGAGGUGGACACGAAGGUGGACAUGGAGGUGGACACGGAGGUGGACACGGAGGCGAACACGGAGGAGAACACGGAGGUGGUCACGGAGGAGAACACGGAGGUGGACAUGAAGUUGGUCAUGAAGGCGGCGAAUAUGGUGUUUACGGAGGUGGUCACGAACGCGGCGAAUAUGGAGGUGAUGGUGCCGUUGAAGUUGUUAGUGGCGAUGGUACAAUCAUUAUUCCUGAAGGAGGUUUCGGCGUUGUUGAUGGCGGUGGCCAAAUCUACAAGAUUAUCACACAAGGAGGCGGUGGUGGAGGUUAUGGCGGUAAUGCUGUUGGCUGGUCCCCCAUGGCUCCGGUGGUUGGUAAUUUACGCACAUUUGUGAUUCCUCCUGUGUUUUAG
Stomoxys calcitrans (stable fly) is the source of this 849-nucleotide messenger RNA. RefSeq lists its product as uncharacterized. The transcript is spliced from 2 exons. The record is from RefSeq and is a predicted model, not a curated record. Bases 1 to 849 code for a protein of 282 amino acids. Lineage: Eukaryota; Metazoa; Arthropoda; Insecta; Diptera; Muscidae.